AUGGUGAAAAUAUACAUCGUGACAACCAUUGUGUUCCACCUGAGUGCUGGUGAAAUUAUAAACUUACUUCCAUUACCAGAAGAAACGUCUACAACAGGAAACAUCGCAGAACUAUCACACGAUAAGAAUUUAACAUCGCUUGAAUUCGCCAACGUACUCUCAGCUGCUGUUAACUCCAUCGCAUGGAUCCCACAAAUAAUUGCAAAGAGCAUAGGCUAUGUGCCUUCUUUAGUCAACUCAAAUAACAACGGAGAAAAAGUCGAACAAUUCGUAACUGAAUUUAAAGAUUCUGUGCAUAAUGAAGACGCUAAGUUGACCAUAGAAGAAUUGCUUAAUAAAUACAAUUAUGCUUGUGAAGUGCAUAAAGUUAUAACUGAAGAUGACUAUGUUUUAACACUACAUCGAAUCCCGAGUAAUCGAUCUCCAGUUUUCCUGAUGCACGGGAUCUUGGGGAGUUCAGAUGACUUCGUAAUAGCUGGAGUGGAAUCUGGCCUAGCUUAUAAACUAGCUGACUUAGGCUACGAUGUUUGGAUGGGAAACGCAAGAGGAAACAAGCAUUCAAGAAAACACGCAUUAUUCAAUCCGACAGACGAGAGAUUCUGGGAUUUCUCCUGGCAUGAGAUUGGUGUUUAUGACUUGUCAGCUAUGAUAGAUUAUGCCUUGAACAUAACUCAGAAAUCUUCUUUAAAGUAUAUCGGGUUUUCGCAAGGAACGACAACUUUCUUCGUCCUGUUGUCUGAAAGACCUGAGUAUAACGAUAAAAUAUCAGUAAUGAUUGCUUUGUCGCCUGUAGCUUACAUAUCUCGUGCAAAAUCGCCGGUCAUACGCCUCAUGUCGCCUGGGACAACGAUCCUAUCACAAUUCAUUAAAAGCCUUGGAUUUUAUGAAUUCCUUCCAGACGAUAGCUUGGUGAGGAUUCUGAAGCUAAUGAUUUGCGGUACUGGACCAGUUGGGGACAUUUUGUGCAGUAAUAUAGCGUUUUUGACAUCUGGUUAUGACUUUGCUCAGCUGAACGUGACUAAUUUGCCUGUGAUUAUGGGUCAUAUACCAGCUGGGUCUUCGAUAAAGCAGCUAGCUCAUUAUGGCCAGGGGCUUCUGACCAAUGAUUUCGCGAAGUUUGACUAUGGCGAAGAAGAUAAUAUACUACAUUACGGAGUAUCUACACCCCCUAAUUACGCUUUAGAGAAUAUACUGGUACCAAUUGCUAUUUUCUAUAGCGAUUCUGAUUGGUUGGCCCAUCCUAGUGAUGUGAAACGGCUGUAUAAAAGAUUAAACAGUGUUAUAGACUUGUACAGGAUACCUUUUAAAAAGUUUAACCACUUGGAUUAUAUCAUUGCAAAGAAUGUUACGUAUUUUGUUUAUAACAGAGUUUUUAGACUGUUGGCGUUGAACUAG
This is a messenger RNA of Spodoptera exigua (beet armyworm), 1395 nucleotides long. Lineage: Eukaryota; Metazoa; Arthropoda; Insecta; Lepidoptera; Noctuidae. The record is from the annotation of a GenBank genome assembly.